UAAAGAAGUCCACCAUGAAUCUCUCAAACUCCCACCGAAAGAACACGAGGCACGGCGGUGGGCAAGGGAGGAGGCAUGGCCGUGGCAAGGGAGGAGGCAUGGCCGUGGGCAAGGGAGGAGGCAUGGCCGUGGGCAAGGGAGGAGGCACGGCAGUGGGCAAGGGAGGAGGCACGGCAGUGGGCAAGGGAGGAGGCACGGCAGUGGGCAAGGGAGGAGGCACGGCAGUGGGCGAGGAGGAGGUACGGCAGUGGGCAAGGGAAGGCAAGGCACGGCAGUGGGCAAGGGAGGAGGCACGGCAGUGGGCAAGGGAGGAGGCACGGCAGUGGGCAAGGGAGGAGGCACGGCAGUGGGCAAGGGAGGAGGCACGGCAGUGGGCAAGGGAGGAGGCACGGCCGUGGGCAAGGGAGGAGGCACGGCAGUGGGCAAGGGAGGAGGCACGGCAGUGGGCAAGGGAGGAAAGGCACGGCAGUGGGCAAGGGAGGAGGCCACGGCAGUGGGCAAGGGAGGAGGCACGGCAGUGGGCAAGGGAGGAGGCACCGGCAGUGGGCAAGGGAGGAGGCACGGCAGUGGGCAAGGGAGGAGGCACGGCAGUGGGCAAGGGAGGAGGCAUGGCCGUGGGCAAGGGAGGAGGCACGGCAGUGGGCAAGGGGAGGCAGGCAGUGGGCAAGGGAGGAGGCACGGCAGUGGGCAAGGGAGGAGGCACGGCAGUGGGCAAGGGAGGAGGCACGGCAGUGGGCAAGGGAGGAGGCACGGCAGUGGGCAAGGGAGGAGGCACGGCAGUGGGCAAGGGAGGAGGCACGGCAGUGGGCAAGGGAGGAGGCAUGGCAGUGGGCAAGGGAGGAGGCAUGGCCGUGGGCAAGGGAGGAGGCACGGCAGUGGGCAAGGGAGGAGGCACGGCAGUGGGCAAGGGAGGAGGCACGGCAGUGGGCAAGGGAGGAGGCAUGGCAGUGGGCAAGGGAGGAGGCACGGCAGUGGGCAAGGGAGGAGGCACGGCAGUGGGCGAGGGAGGAGGCACGGCAGUGGGCAAGGGAGGAGGCACGGCAGUGGGCAAGGGAGGAGGCACGGCAGUGGGCGAGGGAGGAGGCACGGCAGUGGGCGAGGGAGGAGGCACGGCAGUGGGCAAGGGAGGAGGCACGGCAGUGGGCAAGGGAGGAGGCAUGGCCGUGGGCAAGGAGGAGGCACGUGGCAAGGGAGGAGGCACGGCAGUGGGCAAGGAGGCACGGCAGUGGGCAAGGGAGGAGGCACGGCAGUGGGCAAGGGAGGAGGCACGGCAGUGGGCAAGGGAGGAGGCACGGCGUGGGCAAGGGAGGAGGCACGGCAGUGGGCAAGGGAGGAGGCACGGCAGUGGGCAAGGGAGGAGGCACGGCAGUGGGCAAGGGAGAAGGCACGGCAGUGGGCAAGGGAGGAGGCACGGCAGUGGGCAAGGGAGGAGGCACGGCAGUGGGCGAGGGAGGAGGCACGGCAGUGGGCAAGGGAGGAGGCACGGCAGUGGGCAAGGGAGGAGGCACGGCAGUGGGCAAGGGAGGAGGCAUGGCGGUGGGCAAGGGAGGAGGCAUGGCGGUGGGCAAGGGAGGAGGCAUGGCGGUGGGCAAGGGAGGAGGCAUGGCCGUGGGCAAGGGAGGAGGCACGGCAGUGGGCAAGGGAGGAGGCACGGCAGUGGGCAAGGGAGGAGGCACGGCAGUGGGCAAGGGAGGAGGCACGGCAGUGGGCAAGGGAGGAGGCACGGCAGUGGGCAAGGGAGGAGGCACGGCAGUGGGCAAGGGAGAAGGCACGGCAGUGGGCAAGGGAGGAGGCACGGCAGUGGGCAAGGGAGGAGGCACGGCAGUGGGCGAGGGAGGAGGCACGGCAGUGGGCAAGGGAGGAGGCACGGCAGUGGGCAAGGGAGGAGUAUCGUACAGCAGCAGCAACCUAGGGCGGAGCCUAUAAAGCAGCCUGGAGAGGAGCCUAGAGUAGUAUCCUAGAUAGGAGCCUAGAGCAGAGCCUAGAGCAGCAGCCUAAAAUUGCAGCAGCCAUCAAAGGCCACUGGAAUCAUGAUUGGUGUCAGUGGUGAAAUCAAAGGGCAUACUUUGGCCCUGGAGCAGAUUGGGGAGGAGGAAGGCUAGACUACGAGGGCUGAGACUGAGUGCAUAUUAAUGUUGCAUUUAAACUUGUCAUUGUAAUAUUAAGCUGUCAUUGAACCUGAGUGUAGC
Messenger RNA from Closterium sp. NIES-67, 2189 nucleotides. NCBI's taxonomy places the organism in Eukaryota, Viridiplantae, Streptophyta, Zygnematophyceae, Desmidiales, Closteriaceae. The record is from the annotation of a GenBank genome assembly.